UAAUUUUCAAAUUUCAAAACAAAACGUAUUUUUGUUUGUUUCUGGUUACUCAAAAACUUUAUAAACUUAAUUUGAGUCGGAUUAACAGUUUGCUUUAUAUAUUGUUUAAAAUCAAAAUGUCCAUGGUUGAAGAAGAAGUGGUAGUCGCCCCGUGGGUUGGGCCUACAAGUUGUAAAAAUACACUAUCAGUGAUUGUGCUCUCGUUCAGUAAUGAUAUCAUCGAAAAACUUUCGAAAGCUCUCACAGAAGUCCACGACAAAGGAGAUUAUCGUUGGAAACUAAUUGUACUGAAGUCGUUUUAUCUUGAAGAAGUGGUAAAACGGUCUGACCUUACCGGAAAGAUCGGUAUCGACUUCGUUAUAUUAGCAAUAGACACAAGUCGAAUAUUCUGCUUAGAAUGGGCAAGGAAUGCUUUGAUGCAAGUGAAUUCAGAUUUAAAGAUUCGCCGUGUGGUUCUUGUAAAUGCUAGUGGACUUCCAGUGAAUGCUAUGGCAAUAAGUGCUAGUGAACUUAUUAAUUUCCAAAACGAUAUGAAACUCGACAUUGUAAGUGCCAAUGUCUUUGAUCCAGAGAAUGCUACGUUUUUGGCGCGCAGAUUACUGAAGUACAUCGAAGUGUCUGUUGGUGUUAAGACUGGAAUUCCUAAUCUUAAUGUAUGAUAAGCAUUUAUAUUAUAAGUGUAAAUAAUAACAA
Messenger RNA from Spodoptera frugiperda (fall armyworm), 693 nucleotides. RefSeq lists its product as uncharacterized. The transcript has a single exon. The coding region runs from base 117 to 659 and encodes 180 amino acids. The record is from RefSeq and is a predicted model, not a curated record. Lineage: Eukaryota; Metazoa; Arthropoda; Insecta; Lepidoptera; Noctuidae.